GAUGCCUCAUGCGGCGAUUUCGGUUUGGCACGUAGGCCAGAUCGUAAAUGUUAGGAGUAUUUGUGAGUGCUGUGUGUUGACUUCUGGAUGUUAGCGGUCGAUAUCACCCCCCCUUGGUUGGGGUGGUGAAGAAACAAUUUUGCCAGAAGUUAAAAAGCUGCCGUAGACAGGUUUGCUGGGGCAUUACAAUGGCAGUCUUAUUUGGGAUUCCUCUUGUUGGGUCCUUGUUUUAUCCAGUCUUACUUGUACUUAUAGUGUUCGUAGCAUUUUCGUAUUUAUCACCUAGGAAAUACAGUGAAAACGUUUUGGGACCUGAAGAUUUGAUUACAAAGAACAAUGAACUUAAUUGUGUUAGAGAAAAUCUGGAAGAACUGCAGAAACCAGUACCCAAGAAGAUAAAGAAAAAAAUAUGUAGUAAGAAAGGGGGGAAAUGUUGCAGUAAGAAGAAACAGAACUCGUGUCAAAAUUUUUUGGGGUCAAUUGAAAGUGUUAUAGUAUUUUACACUACAGUAACUGGAAAUUCUAAGGCUUUUGCUUCACAACUUUGUGACAGGAUAAAGGCAGCUAAAAAUACAUCAGUUAAAGUAGUUGAUUUGGCAAGCUAUGAUCCAGAAGAUAACCUUGUGAAUGAGUGUACUGGAAACAUUUUAUCAGUGUUCCUGUUGCCAACACACAAUGAAGGAAAACCACCAGAGGGAGGGUCUUGGUUUUACACCUGGCUGGAAGAGGCCGUGAAUGACUUCAGAUUGUCCAGAGGCAUAUUAAAAGACAUGAAAUAUGCUGUAUUUGGUCUUGGAAAUUCACAAUAUGGCGAAAAUUACAAUGUGGUUGCAAAGAAUGUUGACAAAUGGCUACAUAAACUGCAAGCUUGCCGUGUUCUGAGACUGGGCUUGGGUGAUGAGAAUUCCAAAAGCCAGAAGUGGACAAUGCAGGAAGACUUUCUGCACUGGUCACAAAUACUAAUAAAUAGGUUAGAGAAGUGGCAACUGGAAUUUAAGACUGAGAGCAAAGGUUGUAAUUGUGUGUCUGAAGACUGCGAUCAUGAGAAAGAAAUGCAGUCAUCAUGUGACUCGGAGGGCAGUGAUGAAUCAUCAGAUGAGAGAGAAGAUUCUGACACAAGUGUUGUGGAUUUGGAAGAACUUGGUCCCAUCAUAAGCAACCAGAAAUCCGGAGAUAUUGUAAAUAAAAUUCAUGCAGUUGAUGAACAAGCUGAGAUGAUAACACCUCUGCUUCGAUCUUCUUUGAUGAAGCAAGGAUAUAGAUUAAUAGGCACACAUUCAGGUGUUAAGUUGUGUCGAUGGACUAAGUCAAUGUUGAGGGGGAGAGGAGGCUGUUACAAACAUACAUUCUAUGGUAUUGAGAGCCACCAGUGCAUGGAAACAACACCAAGUUUAGCUUGUGCUAACAAAUGUGUGUUUUGUUGGAGACACCAUUCAAAUCCAGUGGGAACAGAGUGGAGGUGGAAAAUGGAUCCACCUGAACUUAUAUUGGAGUCAGCUUUGGAGCAGCAUUAUAAAAUGAUAAAUCAGUUCAAAGGUGUUCCAGGGGUUAUACCUGAAAGACUGAAAGAAGGGCUGAGGGCAAGACAUUGUGCCCUUUCUCUUGUGGGUGAACCUAUCAUGUAUCCAGAGAUAAAUGAAUUCGUAAAACUGUUGCACCAAAAGAGCAUAUCUUCAUUUCUGGUUACUAAUGCCCAGUUUCCAGAUGCUAUAAGGAAUAUGGGCCCAGUGACACAGUUGUAUGUGAGUGUGGAUGCAGCUUCAAAAGAAAGUUUGAAGAAAAUUGACAGGCCUCUGUUUAGAGAUUUCUGGGAGCGAUUUGUGGAUAGUCUUCGUGCACUUGAAGAGAAAGGACAGCGCACAGUGUAUCGUCUAACUCUUGUCAAAGCCUGGAACACUGCUGAAAUCGAUGGUUAUGCUCAACUUGUUGAAUUGGGGAAACCAGACUUCAUUGAAGUGAAGGGUGUAACUUACUGUGGUACUUCAAAAGCCAGUAAUCUUACAAUGGAAAAUGUUCCUUGGCAUGAAGAAGUUGUGAAUUUUGUACAAAAACUUGCUGACCGCCUUAAAGACUAUGAAAUCGCAGCUGAACAUGAACAUUCAAAUUGUGUUCUCAUCGCACAUACAAAGUUCAAAGUGAAUGGUACUUGGCACACAUGGAUAGACUAUGAAAAAUUUCAUCAGUUGGUAAAUGUAUUUUAUGAAUCAAAUGGAACAGCAAACUUUACUGCAUUGGACUAUAUGCAUCCAACUCCUGAAUGGGCAGUAUAUGGUGCUGUGGAAAGAGGCUUUGAUCCUAUUGAACAACGCUGGCAUCGCAAGAAUGUCAAGAAAGACAUAUCUGGCUGCUGAUAGAGUAAACUUGAACAGAGAGCACUCAAAGAUAAACAGUAAUGGACAAACAAUUGCCUAAAUGUUAUCAGGUGCCUUUUAACUGACAAAGGAUGAGCAAGAUGAUGCUAAUAAAUGGGAAGAAUAAUGCUCCAUAGUGGAGUGAGUGUUCCUGCUUGUUAGUAACUUUGAGAUAAUGUGUUAUAUUGUGAUGUAUAGUGAGUGAAAAGAAUAGUAAAUGUUUUUGAUUAUCUUACAACAGUGAAUGUGUGAAACAAUGCAAUUAUGUAUUUUUAAAGAUGUAAAGACUGGGUAUGAAAUUGUGUGCAUAUUAUGGACUUCAAAUGAUUCAGUAUUGCACUGGAAUAUUUAUUUGAUUAUUUAUUGGUUAAUAUUUAUGAGAACCAAAAUCACCUUGAUGAAGUUUCAAAUUUUUUUAUGAAAGAAAAUAAUGAAUAUUUUAUGUGGCUGAUUUUUGUUGACAAGCUAAAUUCUGUGUGUAGGUGCUGAACUUUGUGUUAGAAUCUCACCCUGGUGAAUAAAAUGUUUAAACUGUAUGUUUGAGUGUGUGCAAAUAUAAAUAUUUAUAAGAUUA
Schistocerca cancellata (South American locust) is the source of this 2925-nucleotide messenger RNA. RefSeq names its product S-adenosyl-L-methionine-dependent tRNA 4-demethylwyosine synthase TYW1-like. The transcript is spliced from 12 exons. The record is from RefSeq and is a predicted model, not a curated record. Gene Ontology annotation, molecular function: 4 iron, 4 sulfur cluster binding; catalytic activity; FMN binding. Lineage: Eukaryota; Metazoa; Arthropoda; Insecta; Orthoptera; Acrididae. The coding region runs from base 189 to 2351 and encodes 720 amino acids. Gene Ontology annotation, biological process: wybutosine biosynthetic process.